AUGGAAAACACAUUGUCAAAAAUAUUAAAUUUUGAAAAUAAAAAUAUAAACUGUAAUAAUAGUAAUAAUAAUAAUAAUUAUAAAAAUAAUAAUAAAAAUAUUAAUAAUAGUUAUAAUAAUUAUAAUAAUAUUUGUUUAGCAGACAUAAAAUCCGAAGUAGAUUAUUAUUCAUAUAAUAACAAACCAAACCUAAGGGUUUUAACAAGCUCCCCCUUACCACAGUAUUCUCCAAAGAAUACAACACCUUUAUCUUCUCCAUCUGAUUGCCCAAAUGAUAAACUAUUAUUAUCAUAUUUAAAUAAUAAUAAUAAUAAUAAUAAUAAUAAUAAUAAUAAUAAUAAUAAUAAUAAUAAUAAUAAUAAUAAUAAUAAUAAUAAUAAUAAUAAUAAUAGUAAUAAUUACAGUAAUAAUAAUAAUUUAAAAUUCCAAAAUGUAAAUAAUGAUUUAUUAAAUAGUAGUACAAAUACAACACCAACCAAAAUUCCAAUAAAUCUUUUUUUAAAUCCUCUAAUAAAUGUAAAUGAAAAUUGUCCAACUAAAUCUCUAGAUGAUGAACCUGUAAAAAAGAAAUUAAAACCAGAUUUUAAACCAGAUGUAAAUAUUAAAUAUAUUCAAUUUGAAUUUGAUCAAACUCCUUUAUUUAUUGCAUCAUUUCAUAAUAAUACUCAAAGUUUAAGAAAUAUGAUUCAUGUUGGUACUGAUCUAAAUCAUCAAUGUAGAAAAAAAGGUUGGUCUCCAUUGAUGUAUGCUGCUCAAGAAAAUAAUUUUGAAAUUAUUGAUCAAAUAUUAUCAACAGGAUGUACAAAAAUUGAUGCAGUUAAUUUAGAAGGUAAUACAGCAUUAUAUAUUGCAUGUUUAAAUUCAAAAGUUAAAAUUGUAAAUAGAUUAUUAAUUUCAGGAUCAAAUGUAAAUAUUCAAAAUAAAGUUGGUUGUACACCAUUAAUGAUAUCUUCAUCAAUUGGAAAUAAAGAAAUUAUUAAAUUACUAAUAUCAUAUGGUGCUCAAGUUAAUAAAACUGAUAAUCAUGGUUAUAAUGCAUUAAUGUAUUGUUUAAUCUACGGUUACAAUUUAAAAAAUUUAACAAAUUAUUGUAAUGGUACUACUAUCAACGAAACUGAUAAUAUUAAUAUUAAUAAAACCAAAAUUAUAAAUAUCUUAAUUAAACAAGGUUCAAAAUUAAACCAAAUUUCAAAAGAUGAAUGGACACCACUAAAAUUAGCAAUUAAACAUUGUUUAAACAUUGAUUCAAUUAAACCAUUAAUACACAAUUGUAACUCUUUCAAUGAUGAAUCAUUUAUUGACUCUCAAGGUUGGACUCCAAUUAAAAUAGCAAUAAGAUAUUCACCAAUCAAUAUCAUAGAUUUCAUAUUAUCAUCUUAUCCAAAUUAUAUAAAUCAAAAAAAUGAUUUACUAGAUUAUUUUAAAUUAGCAAUACAAUUUAGAUCAAUUGAAGUAUUCAUUUAUCUAUAUAAUUUAUUUUUUAAUAAUAAUAAUAAUAAUAAUAAUAAUAAUAAUAAUAAUAAUAAUUGUAAUAAUAAUUUUAAAGAUAUUUUUAACAAAAAAGAUAUCGAUUUUUUAAAUUCAUUAGCUAAUGAAUAUAGUAAUAAUAGUAAUAAUAUAAAUUGUAAUAAUAGUGACACUUUUAAAAUACAAGAGUAUUUAAAUAAACUUUUAGAAUAA
Dictyostelium discoideum AX4 is the source of this 1680-nucleotide messenger RNA. Its product is annotated as ankyrin repeat-containing protein. Bases 1 to 1680 code for a protein of 559 amino acids. NCBI's taxonomy places the organism in Eukaryota, Evosea, Eumycetozoa, Dictyosteliales, Dictyosteliaceae. The transcript is spliced from 2 exons. The record is from RefSeq and is a predicted model, not a curated record.